This is a messenger RNA of Sycon ciliatum, 3660 nucleotides long. Its product is annotated as ecdysone-induced protein 74EF-like. The transcript is spliced from 5 exons. Gene Ontology annotation, molecular function: sequence-specific DNA binding; DNA-binding transcription factor activity, RNA polymerase II-specific. Bases 439 to 2643 code for a protein of 734 amino acids. The record is from RefSeq and is a predicted model, not a curated record. Gene Ontology annotation, cellular component: nucleus. NCBI's taxonomy places the organism in Eukaryota, Metazoa, Porifera, Calcarea, Leucosolenida, Sycettidae. Gene Ontology annotation, biological process: cell differentiation; regulation of transcription by RNA polymerase II.
GAGCAAAGCCUGGAUGAACCCUAUAUCGCCCGACUUAGCUUUUCAUCCUUCAGCAUGUCUUAUGUCUUGGUCGGACAUAGUUCCAGCUCGGCACUUCAUCCUGGAGAACUUGAGAUGAACGAUCGGUUUUAAUUUGACACACUACGAAGGGGAGUCCUCUUUUAGGUCACCGGUGACAGUUUCAGCACCAGUAUAACCAGCAGUAGAGUGAUAUUACAAGUAUUACUAGUAUUACAGUAUUACCUGUAGGCGUAGAUGUACAAGCUGUCGAUCGGUGUUUCUACCCUUGUUUCAGUCUCGACUACAGUCCGUGUACCUAGAGUUGUAACCGGAUCAAUGUUUGGAAGCAGAUAGGCUGUACAUCGUAGAACGCGCCAUUCUCUAUUCAGUAGAUAGACAAUUUCACGCAAUUGUGUCGUUAGGUUGUGAGGCUGCACUAUGACCAGCACUGCACAAGAAGCACACACCAGUAGCACCAGCGACCUGAGCUGUUGUGAGUCGAGCACCAGCAGCGAUCCAGCAUCGCCCAAUCUCACUACCAACAAUACCAGUGGCGACAAGAACAAUAUCAUCAUCCCCAACAGCGCCAGCACCAGCAGUAGCAGCAGUAGCAAUAGUGACAGCACCAGUGACAAUAGCACCUUUGGCAGCGGCAGCAGUAGUAGCAGCGACAGCGAAGAGGGACCAAAUCGAAACCAUCACCACCACCAACAAGAUCAGCAAGAGCGACAUUUCCAGCAACAACAGCAGCCAGCGGCGGUGCUCUCGUCCUGUGCUCCCGACCUUCCCCGUGUUCCCGUAGCAGUGACCGGAGACAAGCUUCACAUCACGGUCGAACAAGCGGAACAGACGCUAGAUUCUGAGGAAAAUGCAGACGCUGCCUUCUGCUCCCUCCCGGCUUCCCUGAACCCGUUCGCGUUGUCCGAUGCCAACAGUAGUAGAGGUGGCCAGGACGACGACGAAGAGUUACUGGAUGAAGUCUUGAAGAACCUCAACUCGGAUCCGGUCUUUGCCCAUGUCGUGGCAGCACCGUCCGCAGCUGACGAGGCAUUGGCGCACGCAUUUAGCGAUUCAUCCGGUGUGUACACCUCCUCGUCCGGCCUUGUAGCAAACGUGGCGUCCGCUCAGCCCUCGAACUCCUUUCACAUCGUCGGUUGUCAGCAGCCAGGCGCGGAUCUGACGCUGGCUGCACACGGCACGGCUACUGGAGGUAGGAGCAGCAGUUCUGGUGGCGCUGGUGCCAGUACUGCUGCCGCUGCCGCUGCUGCUGCCGCCGCGUAUCACCCAAAUGCUGGCAACUCGGCCCACCCGUCGAUGCGGGUGGUUUUCAAUGCAACAUAUGAGUAUGGCUUACGACAAGGAAACAACCAUGGCAGCGGUGGCGGUGGCGGUGGUGGUGGUGGCGUACCAGCAGCAAGCCAUUCUCACAACCCUCACCACUCUCACCCGCACCAGCAUCAUCAUCAUCAACAGCAGCAGCAGCACUCCCACCAGCAGCAUCAGCAUGCCAUGCAUGGCCAGUCUCAGUCACUGGGCUCUGCAGUGGCUGCUGCUGGCCUCGUGGGCAACAGCAACAAUCCACUGGCCCUACACGCAGCCUUCCUGCCACAACCCUGGGAUCACGAUUCAGCUCCACCAGUGGAUUUCACAGGCACACCUUUGCAGCUGGCAAAUGCUACACUUCCCAAUGCAGCAGGCCACCAGUUCUUCAGCCAAGAUAUCAAGCCGGCACUGCACGUCACCGCCAAUGGUCUGGACCCGGUAGUCGGCGGUGGAGGCAACGGUGGCGGGCUUAUGGCGGCCGAUCUAGCCUCCGUGUCUACAUGUGGCAUGUACACGACCUUACAGCCGAGAGGAGUAGCAGCUAACAUGGCGGGUGUUGGGCCAGAGCAGUUCGGCCACGCCGACCAAAUGGGAGGCACUCCGUCGCCAAUGUUCUCCACUGGUCGGCUACAAGUACCGAAGAACGUCAGACUACCGCAACGUCGUGGUGCAAUGCAGCUGUGGCAAUUCCUCUUGUCACUGCUCGAUGAAACCACCGGUGACGCGACACUGAUCAAGUGGACGGACCACAGUCAACUGGAGUUCUGCCUCCUGGAGCCGGAGGAAGUGGCCGUGCGGUGGGGCGAGAUUAAGCACCGUCCAGCCAUGAACUACGACAAACUGUCACGUUCGCUGCGCUACUACUACGACAAGGGCAUCAUGCAGAAGGUGUCCGGAGAGCGCUACGUAUACAAGUUCACCUGCCCGCCAGAGUUGCUGUACCGUGCCCUGGGAGAUCGCGAGACGUGCGUCAAGACCGGGCCACGGCCGCAGGUGCGCCGCACCUCGCUGAGCGGUUCCGCCGCGGCCAUGCCACACUUUGGUAGGGACCCGCUGCGGUGCGGCGGUCCAGGCGAUGCCGGCUCAGUGGCCGUUAGUAGCAGUACUGGCUACGAUAAGCAGGGUAUGGCGGGUGAGCCGGUGCUCUAUGCAGCCGGCAGUGUCUCGUCCCUUCUCUCGCCCGGCGGUCACGAGUCGAAGACCAUUCUGCACCCCUUCAGUCCUAGCAUGCCAAUGCAUAUUGGACACGGACCGGCUGCCGGGGGCUUCCCCGCCGCUUCGAGCCAUCGUCACCACUAUACCUCCGGUCGCAAGUCUUAGCUGUGAUUUCCUUGCAAGCCGCGGGUCCACAUCUUACAAUGGUCUUGGUUAACAAGACUCGCACAGCAACUGCAGACUCAACCGGAUAGGUGGCUAGUACUGUAGCUGCCGCAGCCACACCCGCAUGCAGCCACCAUACUGAACUUGUUACUUCCUCCUAUACCCUCUAAUGGCGGGCCCACUCACUCACACUGUCAUGUCUACCAUGGGAUUGGUCACAAACACAAUCCACCGACCCGGCAGCCAAGGGGAAAACCCCGGUACAAGCCCUUCAACAGUGAUGUUCUGCUGCCAUGGUUACCAUGGCGAAGCACUCAUGCUGCCUUGUGCUCUGUCCUCACACCCGAUGUCCUGUGUCACGGAAUGACAAACCUACUGCGUGAGAAAGCAAAUUACUCACGCUCAGCAGCGGUUCACGUUUCGAGGACAGCACCUUGUGCAAACCAGCCUCCAUGCAGAGACAUCCUCUCCAAUAAACAAAAGAUCCAAAGCAACAUCCCGCAUUCACAAUACCAGUGAGCUGCAAUACAACGGAGUACAAGUCGCACUGUUCGGCAAGUAAUCCAGUUCAGCUUUUAUGAUUUGAGCCACAUAUUCGUGAACGUACAUACCGGAGACAUUCUCUACAACACUGCCAUUGAGCGUUGUUAUGUACAUGUACAAUUCGCUCGUUUUGAUUGUUUUUCAGCCAAAAAAUAUUCUAUUUUGCACACAAAUCAUAGGCACCCCACCCUGGCACAGUGCCUUGUACGUGACACGGGGUAAUAGUAUAAUAAUAAUAAGCAUCUCAAGGCAGGAAUCUGACGUGAAUUUCAUUGGCCCUGGCUUGGUCCAGAAAUGCAAAAUUUCCCCCAAAACUUUUCCAAACGUGCUGUUAUUGUUAUUGUUGUUAUUUGUUAUCAUUCUAUUUGUGUUUGCGAUCCUGCCUGGAUGGAAGGCAACACGGCUGCCAUGCGCAUACAGUGACAUGUUUGUACCAGUAGCAGUCGGAGUACACUUGUUAUCACGGUAUCUUCA